AUGGAAAAGUUGUUUAUCACAAUUGAACGAAGACAAAAGGUGUGGGAUUACGCAUUCCCACUAUCAUUACCAUCAUGGGCUUGUCAUUUUGAUGAUGAUAAUUAUGUAAAUAUUGCGGAAUUGGUACGCGUUUUGAAAAAGCUUGAUCCGAAACAUGACUGGUAUCUGGGAAGGCCAUCAACAAUGGGACCAGUUGGAGUUGAUUCUACUCCUGAAAAAGCAACAUUUUGGUUUGCAACCGGUGGAGCUGGAUUCUGUCUCUCGAAAUCACUUCUUGCAAAAAUGAGUUCGUAUGUCCGUAACGGUGGCUUUGAAGAGCUUGGUGAACUUCUCCGAUUACCUGAUGAUGUUAGCUUGGGUUAUCUUAUUGGUUAG
Loa loa (African eye worm) is the source of this 375-nucleotide messenger RNA. RefSeq lists its product as hypothetical. The record is from RefSeq and is a predicted model, not a curated record. The coding region runs from base 1 to 375 and encodes 124 amino acids. Gene Ontology annotation, biological process: regulation of Notch signaling pathway. Gene Ontology annotation, molecular function: O-fucosylpeptide 3-beta-N-acetylglucosaminyltransferase activity. Lineage: Eukaryota; Metazoa; Nematoda; Chromadorea; Rhabditida; Onchocercidae. Gene Ontology annotation, cellular component: membrane. The transcript has 3 exons.